UCAGUCCGUGCAAGUUCGCGCAAGUCUGUGCCUGUGUCAAGGGAUUCAUUAAGAAGAAUAUACGCGGAGAAAAGCUUCGCCCUCUUCGGCAACCGGCUAAAUCGACUAAAUAACUUCCCGAGGUGCAUCGAGGUGGAUUCUCCGCGUUUCGGCCGCAGUCGUCUGCUACGUGCGCCGCGCCGCGCCCGACAUAACCUCACUUCUCGGCCUCGAGGGCCGUUUUCGGGUUUUCUCUCGCUUACGCCGAUCAUGCCAUUUCCGUCUCUUCGUUCCAUCGCUCGGUCCUCGUCGCUCUCUCCGUAUGCGGCCCGAGUUCGGCUCGUUUUUGCCGAUCGUGGGACCUUUAUUUCACCAAUCAUAAGGCCACUUUCUCCGGCGCUUUCGCGAGCCCUCUCACCGCGCUCUCCGCCGCGGCGAUAACCUAAGAUUCCAGUCACGCGGGUUGACGUUUCUAGAGACCUAACCUCGAAUUCGUAUAUCCGUGAAACGACGAAUUGCAGAUAUAAAUUCCGAAUUAUCGCAAUACUUUGAAAAUUGGAUACGGUGCUGGCAAAACUGCGGGCCAAAGUAAGCGCUGACUGCGCUAAACUAACAGAUCAGCGAACCUAACCUCACUCCGACACUUAGCGGCUGUUUUUUAAUGGUGUUUAUGCCGGUGAUGCCAACACGUGUAUGUGAUUUGUGUUAGAAUUCUGACAUUCUCUCGUAAUUUGUGUCUGGACUGCAAAAUCAAAUAUUGAGGCUGGGAUUUAUUUUGCAUUCCGUGUGGGAAGCUAACCCUACUUCGAAUUAAAAUUGAAGAAGGGAAUUGAAGAUUGGUUCAGGUAUCUAUAAACAUAUAAAGGUCAUAAUAAGUGGUGGGUCUCCGCUGCCGAUUAAGUUUACGUUGGUCUGAGAUUUGGUUUUGAAUUCAGGUGCGACGAGAUCAAGAAUCUGGAUUCUGUGUUUCUUCUCAGUUUAUGUUUACAGCGGAGAUGUUAGUGUGAUAUUGGGCAAUGUAAAUUAAGUUAUGGUCGGAGUAUCUAGUGAUAGGUUAGGUUUUUGAGCGUGGCGUUGAUCGCCUAGAAGAGGAGGAUGAGACUCGUCGAUUUAGAGAAGCUUAGCGAGCUUCAGAACGACUCCAGCCGCAUCCGUAAUAUCUGCAUUCUCGCCCAUGUGGACCAUGGCAAGACAACACUGGCAGACUCACUGGUUGCGAGCAAUGGGAUCAUCUCUGGGAAGCUUGCUGGCAAGCUGCGUUACUUAGACAGUAGGCCGGACGAACAGCUACGUGGGAUCACCAUGAAGUCGAGCUCCGUCACUCUCUAUCAUCAGUAUGAAGAUUCAGAGUUUGUAGUGAAUCUUAUAGAUUCUCCUGGCCAUGUUGAUUUUGCCUCCGAGGUGUCUACUGCUGUCAGACUCUGCGACGGCGCGAUCAUUGUUGUCGACGUCGUCGAAGGAGUCUGUCCACAGACACGGAGUGCCUUAGCGAUGUCAUACGUCGAAGACUUGAAGCCCAUUUUAGUAUUGAAUAAAAUCGACAGGCUUAUUACAGAGACCAAGCUCUCACCUUUAGAUGCUUACAUACACUUGACGCAAGUCCUGGAGCAAGUCAAUGCAGUCAUGGGCGAGUUGUUUGCUACGGACGUCAUGGAACGGGAGGAGAAGGAACAGCGGAUCGAAAGAGAGCCGGAGGAUAUCACCGAGAGAGGUUUAUCCGACUGGCAGUCUGUGCUCGAAGAGGCAGACGACUCUAAGUUAUACUUCUCGCCAGAACGAGGGAAUGUCCUGUUCACUAGCGCUGUGGAUGGUUGGGGCUUCGGUGUGAAGGAAUUUGCCAAAAUGUUCUCGCAGAAGUUGGGGUUUAGCGAGAAGGUUCUGCUGAAGACUCUGUGGGGCGACUUUUACUUCAACGGCAAGACUAAAAGGAUCAUGAAAGGAGCUCAGGCUAAAGCCAAGAAGCCAUUGUUUGUGCAGUUGAUUCUGGAUAAUGUCUGGACACUCUACGAGACUGUAGCGAUCAGGAGGGAUAAGGAGCGAAUGCUGUCGAUGAUAGAGAAGCUUAACGUUAAAUUAACUACGAGAGAUUUGAGACACACCGAUCCUAAAGCCCAGCUGCAGGCUAUUUUCACUCAGUGGUUGCCACUAGCUCGAGCUGGUCUCGACAUGGUGUGCGAAAGGAUUCCUGCUCCGAAUGAUUUGACUGAAGAAAAAAUCGAGCGUCUCAUGAGUGGGAACAGCGACUUCGCAGCACUUCCUUCGGAGACUCAGUCUCUAAAAGAUGCUUUCUUGGCCUGCAGCUCCGACUCGGAAGCACCACUUAUAGUGUUCAUAUCGAAGAUGUUUCCAAUAGAGAGGAAGUUACUACCAGAAAAUAAAUUGAAGCCUUUGACUCCGGAGGAAUUGGCCCUGCGGAAAGUGAUAGCUCGUCAGAUGCAUACUUCGAAGCUGAGGGAUCGCUCUCAGGAAUCACGGUCUAGUGAAGAGACAGACGGAGAGUUGGAAAUGUGCGAAGAGAAGCGCGAAGCUGAAGAGGAUUCGGAGAAUGUGUUGAUAGCGUUUGCUAGAGUGUAUUCGGGGACUUUGAGAAAUGGUAGCGAAGUUUAUGUGUUAGGACCGAAGCAUAAUCCGAGAUUGGCUUUGGAGCGUCAGAGGGCAGGCGAAACUGUACAACAUGGAACUCUGUUGAAGGAUUUGAAGCCUGGUUGGUACAUCACUAAGGUUACCAUAGAGAAACUAUAUCUCCUAAUGGGGAGAGAGCUGGAACCGGUAAGCCAAAUGACAGCGGGUAAUAUAGUUGGAAUUGGUGGUUUGGAAGAACAUGUCUUAAAAACUGCUACUCUCUCCUCGACGAUAGCUUGUCCAUCCUUCUCGGAGUUGACAGCUCUCGCUGUGCCCAUUCUGCGGGUGGCUCUGGAACCGAAGCAUCCCACCGAUCUUCAAAGACUCAUCGCAGGCCUCCGAUUACUCAACCAAGCGGAUGCUUGUGCAGUGGUUCACAUUCAAGAGACCGGAGAGAUUGUGCUCGACACUGCUGGCGAAGUACACUUGGAAAGGUGUCUCGAGGACCUUCGAUUGAGGUAUGCCAAGAUCGACAUCAAUGUCUCGGAGCCAAUCGUCUCGUUUAGAGAGACUAUAGUUUCUCAACCAAAGACCGAUAUGGUCAACGAGGCUAUUGAAAAGAAGGCAGAGGAGGCCAACCUCGAGACUUGGACCACCAAUGGCCUGUGCGUUUUUGUAAUCGAUGCGAAGCCUCUUCCAGAGAGUGUUACAAAGAUCCUGGAUAAGAGUUCUGAGUUGAUUAAAUUGUUGGAUCAAUCUUAUAAGCACAAGGAGGAAUCGAGUCAAGGAGCACCAGACAUUUCCAAAUUAUCCCUGGAAGAAGCGGCAUUGACGGAUAAAAAGCAAAAAGCAAUCGAGAGUUUGAAGACGGACCUGAAGAAUGCCUUCGAAGAGGCAGGCUGGGGAAACGUGCUGGAGAAAAUCUGGUCCUUCGGACCUCGUAAGUGUGGACCCAACAUUCUGCUCAACGAGACCGACUACAAGCGAAAUCUUUUCUGGGAAAGGCCUACAAAGUCUUCGGAUCCUCGAUUGUUAUAUGACAACAACAUGAUCAAUGGUUUCCAAUUGGCUACGCUAGCUGGUCCAUUGUGUGAGGAGCCGAUGAUGGGAGUCUGUUUCCUAGUGAAGUCUUGGAAAAUCAUCGAAGACCCUAAUAGCGAAGGAACAAUCCAAACCCAGAGUCACUUCGGUGGUCAACUUAUGUCAGCGUGCAAGGAAGCUUGUCGUCGUGCAUUCAGUCUGCGAAGACCUCGACUUGUCACUCCGAUGUACUCCUGCAGCGUUCUGGUAACCUCAGAUGCCCUCGGUAAGUCGCAGACGCCCCUCAGGGAAGACCAGUGAGUAAAAUAUAAUAUAAUUACAUCAAAUUAAGGGGAUGUGAAAGUGGCAUCCGAAAGC
This is a messenger RNA of Orussus abietinus, 3939 nucleotides long. Its product is annotated as elongation factor-like GTPase 1. Gene Ontology annotation, cellular component: ribonucleoprotein complex; cytosol. The record is from RefSeq and is a predicted model, not a curated record. Lineage: Eukaryota; Metazoa; Arthropoda; Insecta; Hymenoptera; Orussidae. The transcript is spliced from 4 exons. Gene Ontology annotation, biological process: cytosolic ribosome assembly. Gene Ontology annotation, molecular function: GTP binding; ribosome binding; GTPase activity. The coding region runs from base 1075 to 3882 and encodes 935 amino acids.